CUGUCACAACAGAGCGGUGCUGCGGCGGCACUUCCUGCGCGCACGGCGCUGCCCGCCGUCCCCGCCCGCCGCGCUCCCCGCGCCUCCGGCACCGCGGGGGCCGCCGAGUGCUGCCCGGGCACCCCCGGCUGCGGCGGACGGGCAUGGCUCCUCCGGGGAAAGUUGGCGCCGUCGCCGCCGUGCCGUGAGGGGAGCGCCGCGGGACGCUGUCCGUCCGCCCGUCCGUGUCUGCCCCCUCCGCCCUCUCGGCGCCCCGGAGAAGUUGACGGUGCUCGGCGGCACGAUGGCAGAGGCUGCCGGCAACCGAGAGCAGUCGGCGGCGGGCCGUGCCCCUCCCGACGCCGCGCACCGUGCCGAGGAGGAGCCCGAGCCGGCUUCGCUGGACGCCCCGGCGGCGGCCGCGGGCAGGAGGCGGGAGCGCCGCAGCGGCGUCUCGGCCGUCGGCGCUGCAGAGCGCUUCCCCGGCGGCAGCCUGGGGCCGGCGGCAGCAGCUGACCCCGACACCUGCCUGCUGGAGGCGGCUAAGGCCACGCCGCGGAGGAGCAGCAUCAUCAAGGAUCCUUCAAACCAAAAAUGUGGAAGAAAGAAAACAGUGUCCUUCAGCAGCAUGCCAUCAGAGAAGAAAAUAAGCAGUGCCAGUGACUGUAUCAGCUUUAUGCAAGCUGGGUGUGAAUUGAAGAAAGUUCGCCCAAAUUCCCGGAUUUAUAACCGUUUUUUUACUCUGGAUCCUGACCUGCAGGCUCUUCGUUGGGAGCCGUCCAAGAAGGACCUUGAGAAAGCCAAGCUUGACAUUUCUGCUAUAAAAGAGAUCAGACUAGGGAAGAACACCGAAACGUUCAGGAACAAUGGACUUGCAGACCAGAUUUCUGAGGACUGUGCGCUGUCGGUAAUUCAUGGUGAGAACUAUGAGUCCCUUGACUUGGUUGCCAAUUCAGCUGAUGUGGCCAAUAUUUGGGUGUCAGGAUUAAGGUACUUGGUUUCUCGUAGCAAACAACCCCUGGAUUUGAUGGAAGGCAGCCAUAACACCCCACGGUUUACCUGGCUAAAAGCUGUAUUUGAAGCAGCAGAUGUUGAUGGUAAUGGCAUAAUGUUAGAAGAUACAUCUGUGGAGCUAAUAAAAAAGCUUAAUCCCACCUUAAAGGAAUCAAAGAUUAGAUUAAAAUUUAAGGAAAUCCAGAAAAGCAAAGAGAAACUGACAACACGAGUGACAAAAGAGGAAUUUUGUGAAGCGUUCAGUGAACUUUGCACAAGGCCUGAAGUUUAUUUCUUGCUUGUGCAGAUAUCUAAAAACAAAGAGUAUCUAGAUGCCAAUGACCUCAUGCUGUUUUUAGAAGCUGAGCAAGGAGUGACCCACAUAACAGAAGAAAUGUGUCUAGAUAUCAUACGCAGGUAUGAGCUUUCUCAAGAAGGGCGGUUGAAAGGUUUUCUUGCAAUUGAUGGAUUUACGCAAUACUUGUUGUCCCCGGAAUGUGAUAUUUUUGACCCAGAGCACAAAAAAAUUGUCCAGGACAUGACACAGCCUUUGUCACAUUACUACAUCAAUGCAUCCCACAAUACAUAUCUCAUAGAAGACCAGAUCAGAGGGCCAGCUGAUAUCAACGGUUAUGUCAGAGCUUUAAAGAUGAGUUGUCGGAGUAUUGAGCUAGACGUUUGUGAUGGCCCAGAUAAUGAACCCAUUAUUUGUAACCGUAACAACAUGACAUCACCACUUGCCUUUCGAAAUGUUAUUGAGGUAAUAAACAAAUUGGCCUUCUUUGCUUCAGAAUACCCCCUUAUUCUCUGCCUGGGGAACCACUGCUCAGUACAGCAGCAGAAGGUAGUGGUACAACACAUGAAAAGCAUCUUCGGAAACAAACUGUACACAGAGGCACCUUUAUCCUCUGAAGUCUACCUCCCAUCACCUGAGAAACUGAAAAUGAAGAUCAUUGUGAAGGGGAAGAAGCUGCCUUGUGACCAGGACAUAUUAGAAGGAGAAGUCACAGAUGAAGAUGAAGAGGCUGAGAUAUCCCGGAGACUGUCGGAGGACUUCUCGAGGGAACCGAAGCUGAUCUGGCUCUGCAGGGAAUUGUCAGACUUGGUGUCCCUAUGCAAAUCUGUCCAAUACAAAGACUUUGAGACAUCCAUGAAAGCUCAAAAUUAUUGGGAAAUGUGCUCCUUCAGUGAGGCAGAAGCCAGUCGGAUUGCAAAUGAAUAUCCCGAAGAUUUUGUCAACUACAACAAAAAGUUUCUGUCCAGGGUGUACCCAAGUGCUAUGAGGAUAGACUCCAGCAACUUAAAUCCUCAGGAUUUUUGGAAUUGUGGUUGCCAGAUAGUGGCAAUGAACUAUCAGACCCCGGGGCCCAUGAUGGACCUACACACCGGCUGGUUUCUACAGAACGGGGGAUGCGGGUACGUUCUCAGGCCUUCAGUGAUGCGUGAUGAGGUAUCUUACUUCAGUGCAAAUACCAAGGGCAUUGUUCCAGGGGUCUCUCCCCAGGUCCUGCAUGUCAAAAUAAUCAGUGGUCAGAACUUUCCAAAGCCCAAGGGUGCAUGUGCAAAAGGGGAUGUCAUAGACCCCUAUGUCUGCAUAGAAAUACAUGGGAUUCCUGCAGACUGCACCGAACAAAGAACUAAAACUGUUCAGCAAAACAGUGAUAACCCCAUUUUUGAUGAAAGCUUUGAGUUCCAGAUCAACCUGCCGGAGCUGGCCAUAAUCCGUUUUGUUGUUUUGGAUGAUGACUACAUUGGGGAUGAGUUCAUAGGGCAGUACACCAUCCCGCUGGAGUGCUUACAGCCUGGCUACAGGCACAUACCACUGCGGUCCUUUGUUGGCGAUAUCAUGGAGCACGUUACCCUCUUUGUUCACAUUGCAAUAACCAACCGAAGCGGAGGCGGGAAGGCCCAAAAGCGCAGCCUCUCGGUGAGGAUAGGGAAGAAAGCAAGGGAGUACACCAUGCUGAGGAACACCGGGCUCAAGACUAUCGAUGACAUCUUUAAGCUGGCAGUGCAUCCGCUACGAGAGGCUACGGACAUGAGAGAGAAUAUGCAGAACGCCAUGGUGUCCGUCAAGGAGCUGUGUGGGCUGCCGCCCAUGGCGAGCCUGAAGCAGUGCAUCCUGACCCUGUCCUCGCGGCUCGUGAGCAGCGACAACACACCCUCCGUUACCCUCUGCAUGAAGGACACGUUUCCUUACCUGGAGCCUCUGGGGACCAUGCCCGAUGUGCAGAAAAAGGUCCUGGCGGCAUAUGACCUGAUGAUUCAAGAGAGCAGGGUUCUCAUUGAGACGGCAGACAUCACUCACGACAAGAUUGUUCAGUGCCAGAAAGCAGGAAUGGAAUUCCAUGAAGAGCUUCAUAACCUCGGGACAAAGGAAGGUUUGAAAGGAAGAAAAUUAAGCAAAGCCAUUGAGAGUUUUGCAUGGAAUAUCACAGUGCUGAAGGCAAACUGGAACAGAACUUGGAUGCUUCGCUUCCUCUGAACUUGCUGCCAGAUCCCAUCGGCCAUCAUGUUCAAGCUAUAUGGCAAAAGCCUGCUUUGCAGAAAUUCCAUAGGAGCCUCACUGAAAUAUCUUUAAUAAAAGAUUGGGCCAUACUCUGAGCAGUAACGUAAGUUGUGCUGCCUUCGUGCACAAAGAUGUGGUGGUUCUGUCUCGUGGAGGAUCCCACAAAGUUCAAAGGGAUUAUCUGGUGAGUAGAAAGGUUUGUGUGACCGGGUGUGCAAGGCUCAGCACUGAUGUUAAAUGCACCCUUUGUACACGAUGUUUUAUGCCCCAAGAUGUAUUCAAAUGCAGAUUGUAACAAUAAUCUGUCUUCUGCAACAAAAAAAAGGGACAAGAAUUUGGAUCAAAGAUAUUUUUUGGACAUAAUUACUUACAAUAUUCCUCCUGACUCACUGAGUCAGAAACAAGGUUUUUCUGAGCACUCUGUGCCCCUGGCAGCUGGUUGUCCAUCACAUGAGCACAGACUGUAGUGCUGUUUCAGAAUCUCUGCUCAGUGCUUGUUUCCCAGAAGACUGGGGCAAGGUGUUGGUGACCUUGAGGUAUGACCUAGCCCCAAAAGCUGAGGUCUUUGGGUUGUCACAGUUUCUAAAGGGAUAUUGGAAUGAGGUGCCUAAAAAUGAACCUGUUUCAACUACAAUGAUCUGUAAAGUCUUCACGUUUGUCAUUAGGCAUUGUCCUGCUGUCAGUUGGGUCACUGCGAUGUCUAAGCCUGCUCUCUCAGGCAGGUUUGCUCACUGCCUUUCCAGAGUAAAGAGGUCUUGCCCAGGUGUCUAGACCUGUCUGGAGGCCUAAGUGUAUUUGACCUCAUCCAGGUUUGCUUUUGUCUGUGGCUGGGCAGAGAUGUGACCUGGGCAGCCCCAUCUGCUAGUAAGUAUUCUCAGCUCAGCUCUUGCUAAAUGGGGUGUGCCUUCACAGCUGCAGCAGAGCUGGGCUACUAGCCAUUGGUGUGGGCAGAAAUCAGGCAGGCUCUAAGGCUUGGUGAGCUCAAAUAUGCUCUUGAGAUUGCUUUUCAUCCCAGAGCAUACAUACAAGGCAUCACUCCACAUUUGCAAAGGACAUAUACCUGCCUCCCCACUCAGUGCAGGGCUGAGGAGUUUGAGUUUUUAGGCCACUGGAAUUUGAGUAUGAGGCUGGUUCUUCAGAGGCAACAUCUUUUCUUAGCUCUAUCUCAAAGAUUUGUGCAAAUUCUCUAGAUAAAAUUUUGUGAGGCAAGUCUAACCACAACUCAGUAGAGGUCAUGAAAGGGAGUGGGUAGGAAAGAAACCUGCUCCCCUCUGAACAGUCUGUUUUAAUCACAUGUUGUGAAAUAAUGGGGCUUUAAAUAUGCCAGCCAAGUAUUCUUAGAAGAAUAGAACUAUCUGCAUGUUUUAACUUCAAUAAGACUGAGGUUUUUUUCACCAUUCUAUAGGGAAUCAAGCUGCUGCUUCAUGAGGUGGAUCUGUGGCAGUGUGUGUUUGUGCCCCAAAUUCUCAUUAGAGGGGGAGGAGUUGUGUAAGUGGCAGGAGGAGAUCAAAAUUCCCACUGUGCUGGGCUCACUCAGUAAAAAUGGUGUCAGAGGAAUGGACAUGCCAAAGUAGGCUUAAAUAAAUAGAGCAGAGUCAAUGGACCUGAAUGACAUAUGGAAGGGUUACAGGAAGACAACAGUAAUUUUAGUUGUGAUUUAAGAGUUUAAAGGGGCAAGGGCAGAUCAGGGGUAAAAACAAUUUUCAUCUGUAUGUUACGAACAGCCGAUUAUUUUCAUUGAAAGGUUUUUUCUUUUACUUCUGUUUUUCAAUCCAGUCUUAGCUGUCUUGUGUGAAAUCUGGCAGUCUGCGUAGGAUCAGAGCUUGUUCCCACUGUAACCAGUGUAAAGGCUUCCAUGGGCUUGUCAGCUUUCCAGGGUCUAGUCAACUUUGCAAAUUUUUUAUCAAGCAGAUACACUUUUACAACAACUGAUUCUAAAUUAUUGAAAUUAUUUCUUGGAAAAGAUAAAAUUUGUUAAGAAAAGAAACCCCCCUAAAAUUUCCUAACAGAUAGCACUCUGAUGACCACUAGGGUCCUAUUCCAAGCAUAAAGGGAAGAACAAUGUGGCAUUUGAUUUCCUGAGUGCUAAGAAACUAGCUAAGAACAAAAAAUACUGUCCCUGUUUGGUUUGAAAUGGAGCCAUGCACAGGCUGUUGCUCCUGCAUAAUCUUUGUAGUCCUGCAGUGUUUUCCCACCAUGCUUGCAGCCUUUGUACAGGCAGUGUGUGUGUGUGCAUGUGUGUGCGUGUGUAUCUAUUUGGAACUUCCCACAGGGGUUCACACUGCUCACCUUCCCUGCACUCCUGAUGUAAAUACAGGUGGGCUGUAGGUCCUUUCUAAGAAAACAGGUUUGGUUUCACCAGGCACUUGAAAGAGUUCUGUUAUGUCUGGAAAACAAGAGAGGAAAACUAUAGUCUCACCUUCUGUUAUUUUUUCAUGUAUGAUAGCUUAUAUAUGUGCACUCUAGUUUCUUGCUUUCUCAGAACUUGAUGUAGCAGUUACAUUUUCAUUGCUCAGAUCCUCCACUCUUCCUCUUUUCUUUAAGCCUAAAAAAAGCUAGCUGUAAAGCAGCUGUAUAGUGCUUUCACAGUGUUAGGGCACACCCAGAGAGGAGGUCUGAUGGGCAAAUGUAGCUGGUAAAAAGCCAGACUAACUUGAAGGAAUUCCAAGUUAAACAGAGACUCUUCAACAAAUUCCCAUUGGGCUCUGAACUGGUUAGAGCAGGACGUGUGAAGGGCAAAAUCAUGUCUCAGCACUCAACAGGAGCAGAAGGUCUAUAAAACCUGGAAAGUAGUUGCCAUUUCUUGCUCUUUCCUUCCCAUUUCUGGUCUGAAAAUCAAGGCCCCAGUCUCCUGAGGAACAGAAAGAUCACUGGAAAUUCUCCUGGUGCACCUCAGUGGUGGUACUUUACUACACACUGAUUCCAAUUUUUUAAUGUCCCCUGCAAAAACUAGAAAAUGUUCACCUUCAUUAAAUAUAAAAUUUUUCAGAGAGACAGAAAGAGAUACCAAAGAAUGAGAGGAGGUGGGAAAGAGAAUGUUGCUCACUUUUCCAUUUGGGAUUGGGAUAGCUGAGUCUCACUGAGCUCUUCUGAGUCCUGCUUCUCUGCUUGGUAAUGAAAAACAGGGCUGGAAACGAUGGCUUGGCGAUAGCAGCACUGCAGCUGGGAACUGCUCAUUGCAAACAGCUUGUGCCAAUAUGGCGCUGCGGAAAAACCCUUCAGUACCUUUCAAGCAUUCCUUAUUUUCCUUCCCUCUUCUCCGCUUGCUCUUGCAGUCUGCUGCUGGGAGGCCUUGUGUGUCCUGCUUUGUGUUUGGCCUCCUACUCCUGGUCCUUGGCUCUUCUUUCAGCUUAUUCCAAACAACCUUUCAUGCCAAUCUAAUAAACACUAGACAUCUAAUUUUAGAGAAGGAAUGAUCCCAGAUGCUUUUCUGAUUUGUUCUGUAAUACAUUUUUCUUGAACAGAAGUUUUUUUCUUAAUCUUCCAGAAGUGAUAUAGCACUUGGAAAAGCAGCCAUGUCUGGGCCUCCCUUACCUGCUGUUUCUCAUUUCCGUGAAGUGAAUUAUAAGUAAAAUCACAUGACAAGGUCUUUAAUCACAAUCUAAAGGUUAAUACCAAGGGUUUAUGCUCUGCACUUCCCUUAAAGCUUAGCAGAAAUACUUGAUUCCUAUGCAUGAUACAAUUGCUGUUCUAUGCCAGCUAUUGCCCGGUUAUUACUGGCUUCAUAAUAAAGAAUCACAUGGUUGGAGAUAAAGCUGAGCUGCGACAUGGCAAUGCAUCUCUAUGGAAGGGGAAGCCUUGAUAGAAAGCCCUGUUUAAUGAUGUAAAUAUUCUCAAAAUUUGCUUUAGGAGGCAUUCUUGCUUUCUUUUUAUCAGCCUGAGAUAAACGUCUCCACACCUUAUAAGGAGUUUGCCCAGGAACUAGUUCUCAGUGCAGUAAAUAUUUGCAUGCUCCCAAGUAAAAGUGAGCUGGCGUUUGGCUGAGGCGGGGACAGAGCUGUGUGGUGUGCUGGGCUGCAGGUGUGACAGCGGGAUGGUUCGGCUCUGCAAGCCUUUCAGUUCAGCUGGGCAAGAGAGCCCUGCUGGCCAGCGGGCACCGGUGUGGCCCACCUGUGGCUACCUGUGCUGUGUGACAAACAGCUCAGGGAGUCACCAGCUGGGCCAAGGUGGUGAAGCCCACUUUAUUAUGAUAUGACAAUGUGAGUCUGUGACCAGCUGGACACACUGAACUCCUGGUAGUGAAUGUAAGUGUAAACACCCUGCACAACUGGCCAAUGACUCUAGUAUGUCUUUCGUGGAGAUUUUUUACCAGAAAACUGAAGACUAUUCGCUUUGCCUUCCUCAAGGGAAUUUGUUGCUGUGCAUCUUUGAUCUGCUCAUUUGGAAAUGUGAUGUUCAAGAUCAGUUGUCUCUAGGUAAGUCCGUAUAUGUGACUUCUGUAAGUAUUUUCUAUGCAUAUUUUAAAAUCAGGAAGCAGGAAGAACAUCUUUUUCUCCUCACACCCACUGCCCAACAACAGAUUAAGAAAGACAGAUGUACACACACACACUUACAGUCCGUUCCAUACAGUGUUUCAUCUCUGUCUCUCUAAUAUCAACAGUGCAAGGUUUUCUGUGACACAGAACAACUGUUUAAUUACUAAAACUGUAUUACUUCUGUAUUUUUUAGCUCUGCCCACCCCAUUGUAGAUUAAAAAAUUAAAGCCCCUGGCACAGGUCCCUCCUGGGCCUGGCCUGCUGUAUCAUAAUAAGUUUGGCUGCUAAACGUGGUGGAAGAGCAGGGAAGAGUGUUGUAGCUCAGAUAAGCCUGACAAUGAUUAGACAAGCAGUGCUGACCAGUAUUACCCAUCGCACUAUCUAAUACUUCUUGGCUUUGCCUGCAGGACAUGAGGGAGAUGUCCAGGAUAGCUCUGAGGAGAGCAUCUCAAGCAUUAGAAGCUGUAGCUGGGGGCUGAUCACACCAAGUGACUGCCCUUGUUUGGGCACCUUAGCUAGUGCACUGGGAGCUAGUAUGAUCCGCUCUCCGUAGCAUUGCCCUGUUUCUGUAGGCACACAUUUUUUUCUGCUUGCCCAUUUGUCUCCAUCCACCUGUUGUCUUUUACUUACACUGAAAUUGCAAGCACUUUCAAGCAGGAAUGGUCUUUAGUUCUGCUUAUGCCUCACUAAACAUAAAGGGAUCCUAGACCCAAGGAUGCCACUGCAAUAGCCAUAAAUGUUCUUACUGGAAGUCACAGUUAAACAAAAGGUUUUAAAUGUGUUUGUUGUGGUGUGAUUGUCUGGCUUUGCUUCUAGAUUCUGUAUGAGCAUAAGUCCUAACCUGCUACCGUGUUGUUUGAAAACAGACACCAGAGACCCUCUUGUUGCAGACUCCAAGAAAGUGCAUUGCUCACUGUCUUGAAAUGUGAAGCCAUGAUGGGAAAGUACAAUGCAAGAGUUGUUUUGGUAUUUUGCAUGCUUCUGGUGAUGAAUACUUGGGGGUCUGCCUUACUUAAUUGGGCUAAAGUGGAGUUCAUCCCCAUCAAGACUCCACAAGCCUUGCUGAUAGUUUGUUGUUCCCUUUAUUAUUCCCUCUGAAUAGCAAGAUGCAGUAGUGACAUAACACUGAAGUUUUAACUCCUUUGUACAGCAGUUUUUACUCCCCAUCAGCAAAAAGUUUUAGAGCCACCACCAAGCAGAACAUACCACUUUCAUGUUCAGUGAAGGCAAAAGAUUUCAGCAGCUGUGAAAAGCACACCCAGUCGGUAUUUCAUACGCAAUAUGAAAUAGAGAUAACUGUUAUGAUAGCCAAUGCAAUAGUGAUAAUGUAGAUGAAUGGGUUACAAUCAACAGAAAUGUAUUCAUAAAUUGCUUUUUUGAUGGUUAUGCACAUGCAACAUAUGUUGAAUGCCAGUAACUGCUGAACGUCUAACUUCUACUUGUGCCCAAGAUAACAAGACCUUUUGUAACGACUAACUCCCAGCAGCGUGGAGAGUGCAAUUUGAAGCUUGCCAGAUCAUGGGCUAUAUGUGUUGUUCAAUCUUGUCAGACAGAAGUGUGAGGCUAAGAUCUGACAAGAGUGAUGAUACCAAGCUAAA
Molecule: messenger RNA, 9554 nt
Organism: Falco peregrinus (peregrine falcon)
Lineage: Eukaryota; Metazoa; Chordata; Aves; Falconiformes; Falconidae
Gene: PLCL1
Product: phospholipase C like 1 (inactive)
Exons: 6
Coding region: 284-3457 (1057 amino acids)
Biological process (GO): lipid metabolic process; intracellular signal transduction
Molecular function (GO): phosphatidylinositol-4,5-bisphosphate phospholipase C activity
Source: RefSeq, a predicted model, not a curated record